This is a messenger RNA of Zootermopsis nevadensis, 2256 nucleotides long. It is a transcript of the gene Wee1, whose product is annotated as Wee1 kinase. NCBI's taxonomy places the organism in Eukaryota, Metazoa, Arthropoda, Insecta, Blattodea, Termopsidae. The record is from RefSeq and is a predicted model, not a curated record. Gene Ontology annotation, molecular function: ATP binding; non-membrane spanning protein tyrosine kinase activity; magnesium ion binding. Gene Ontology annotation, biological process: mitotic cell cycle; protein phosphorylation. Gene Ontology annotation, cellular component: cytoplasm; nucleus.
UAUGUAAAAUAGUUUGAAUUUGUAUACACGUUGUGGUAGAUGUAACUAUGGAAGUUUCACAAAAGCUGGAUGUUGAGUCAUAUACUUAUGACAGUGAAUUUGACAGUAGUGCGUAUACAACGAGUUCUGGAUGUGAUGCGAGUAUGGAACACGGAUUUGACAUGUCUCGUGAAGAUUUCCAUUCUAGUAGUCCUAUUCCAAAAUUUACUUUUACCACACAUUCUGAUGAUUCUUCCCCGGAAUGUGUGAAUGAACUGGCUUCGAGGGAAGAGAACUGUAUUUCAGUGCAACACCAAUCAGUUUCACCUCCAUAUAAAAGAGUGAGAGCGCUAAGACUAUUUGACUCCCCAGCUACACCGAAAACAUUGCUUGAAAAAUGUUCAUUUCAUACUCCAGUUACUCCAAUGCCUCGUUCUAGAUUGUUCAGUAGGAUUGAAAAUCCUAAAGGGUUGACAUGUUCUUAUCCAAAAUUAGAUAAACCAUCUGCUAAUGUGAAUCCAUUUACUCCGAAUGGCAUGCUGUUAAUGUCGAAGAAACGGACAAGAUCAAAGAGGAGCCUUGUGGGGUCACCAACUGAUGGACCUGAUGUUCCUAAAUUUGAACUGAAUGACUCCGAAGAAUCUGACACGGAAGUAGAACAUCCAACUAAGAGACUGGCACUUCAAGAUUCGAAUAUCCCACGAUAUCGCAAGGAAUUCCUUGAGGUUCGUCUGAUUGGAGCUGGUGAAUUUGGCAGUGUGUAUGAAUGCAUCAAUAGGUUAGAUGGUUGCACCUAUGCUGUAAAGAAGAGUAUCAAACCUGUUGCUGGCAGUGUGAAUGAGAAAACAGCACUGAAUGAAGUGUAUGCGCAUGCAGUAUUGGGCCAACAUCAACAUGUGGUGCGCUACUAUUCAGCGUGGGCAGAAGACAACCAUAUGAUCAUACAAAAUGAAUUUUGCAAUGGUGGAAGCCUAGCAGAUGUUAUUGAAGAACGUCGGCAUGGGAAAAGGCCUUUCACAGAAUCUGAGCUGAGGCGACUGUUGCUUCACGUUUCAGAAGGACUAAGGUAUAUCCAUUCGAUGCAACUGGUCCAUAUGGACAUCAAGCCUGGCAACAUAUUCAUAUCUAGGAACAGGAGACUGCAUGCUUUGAAUUAUGACUCGGCAGACGAUGGUUUCGAGGAGGAUGACCCAGUCUCCGCAGAAGAAGAAAUAACCUAUAAAAUAGGUGACUUGGGGCAUGUUACUUCUGUGAGCAACCCACAAGUAGAAGAGGGAGACUGCCGUUAUUUGCCAUGUGAGAUACUACAGGAAGACUUCAGCCAUCUAACAAAAGCAGACAUAUUUGGUCUGGGUCUGACCAUAUAUGAAACUGGAGGAGGAGGACCUUUACCUAAAAAUGGUGAAGAAUGGCAUAACAUACGAGAAGGAAAGCUGAAGGAAUUGCAGCAUUGCAGCCAAGACUUCAAUGAUCUGAUAAAGCAAAUGAUUCACCCAAAUCCUGAAAUGCGCCCAGCAGCUACCAGCCUCAUCCAGCACCGUGUACUUUGUCCAUUUGGGAACAAGUCAAAGGCGCAGUUACGCAGAGAAUUAAAUGCUGAGAAGCUGAAAAAUGAGAUUCUUGCCAAGCAACUUGAGAAUGCUGAGAAGUGCUUCAAGUCCUUACCUACUAACAUGAUCCAGCAGUUCAGCGGGAACUCUUCAGAGUCAGCCGAAGUCAAGCGAUCAGUUUCCAUGCGAGCGUCGAGGCUGAUUGGAAAGAAAGUGAAUCGUAGUCACAGCGCAACUAAUUUCUAACCUUUUGGGUAACAAGUUAUUAACUGUUUCUAAAAUAGUCAUCAGAAUUUACAACACAUUCAAAUGUUGGCAGCCGUCCUCUGCUACAGAUUAAUAUUAGCUGAUGAUUCUGGAACAGAAUUCAUUGCAUUUUAAAAAUGUUAAUCGUUAGCAUAGGAGGAUGUUAAGAAUGUAUUGUAAAUUUGUAUAACUAUUUUAUAUUUUAAAUAAUACUGGGUGUAUUUAAGGAAUAUCCUGUGAUGUGAAGAUUCUUACAGUUAUAUGGUUUGAAGGCAAAUUAAAUCAAUAUAUUCAUAACUAUUUGUUAAUUUAAAAUGUGUAUCAUUGGACAAGUUUAUUUAUUAUUCUGAGAACAGUGGACCAAAUAAUUUUCUUGUAGUGUCCAUUUUAAAUGUUUUAGGUGCAUGCAAAUAUCACAGUGUCUUAGAGCAUGGGUCUCUUUUCUUUCUUGCUUUGUCUGGGUACAAAAAGUUUUUGGAAG